AUGUUUUACGUGUGCUUCAACUGAUUAUGAACCUUUAUUUAAACGUUUUACGGCUUUUCGACAUUCCUCAAAUAUUCCACGUUUUGGUGAAUUUUGCGAUAGCUUUGAACAAAUACGAGCAUAUGCGCCAUUAACCAAAUGCGCUUCAACAUGUGUUUCCAUUAUGGAACCACAAUACUUUGGAGGUGUACAAUCAAUGAACACACCAUAUACAUAUAUUCGUGGUUGUGCAGAGAAAAUUUUCAAUUCAAUUGGAAAUCAUCCACCUGAAGUAGACUUUCUUCAUUCCGAAGCAAUAUGUCUUAAACUUCCGUUAUCACAAAUUUGGCCAUCAAUUGAAACCGAUGAGCAUGUACAAGUUGGUACCAUUGAUAUCACUUAA
This is a messenger RNA of Loa loa (African eye worm), 382 nucleotides long. RefSeq lists its product as hypothetical. The transcript has 2 exons. The record is from RefSeq and is a predicted model, not a curated record. Gene Ontology annotation, biological process: response to odorant; olfactory behavior. Gene Ontology annotation, cellular component: extrinsic component of plasma membrane; neuronal cell body; axon. The annotation marks the transcript as partial. Lineage: Eukaryota; Metazoa; Nematoda; Chromadorea; Rhabditida; Onchocercidae.